UGGCACUUGGAAUGUUAUGAAUAACAGAAACAUUGUAGUCCUUCCUGUAAUCUGAGUUUUUCAUAGCUAUACCUUUGCAUCAAUAUACCCGGAAUACUAUUGCGGAAACACCCUUGUCCGUUUAGAAUUCACGGAAUAGCACAACAUAAAACCCACUGGGCGACACACCCUGGGCAGAUUUUACAGUAAAGAGUGUUGUUCUAAGUUGUGUUUUUAAGUAAGUGAGCAUGUCAGUGGACCCCAGUUGUAAAGAGGAAGCAGAACGCUUCAGAUUGGAAGGAAAGAGUCACUAUGAGAGAAAUGAAUUCGAGGAGGCCAUACAGAAAUAUAUACAAGCUGGUGAACUAUACAGAAGCUGUGGUUCAGAAGAGUGGGAAGCUAAGAUGUGGGGCAAUGUAGCACUGAUGCAUAUGAAGUUAAAUCAGCCGACAAUCUCUCUUGAGUAUGCUAACAGGGCAGUUGAGAUGAGUCCACUGAAUAGCAAGGCAUACUAUCGCAGAGCCCAGGCACUAGAGCAUGUAAAUGAGUAUGUGGGACAGUGUUAGAGACUAUGUCAAGCGUAUGAGUUACAACAAGAGGAGGAGUCCUUAUGCAGUGCUGUAAGAGUAGCUGCGGAUCAUGGUAUGUACUAAUGUAAGACACAGAAACUCUUUCUUAUGUAGUAGGUACAGUAGAAUCUCAGAUACUGAAACUGUGGGGGAUUAACCAAAUGGACACAUAUUAACCCUCGGCGCGCAUGCGCAGCGAGGGUUACAGUAGUCGUUCUGUCUGUCCCGUCUGUCCUCACUAGGUUCUAGCACUACAUGCUACGAAGCGGCCAAUGAAUGGCACCAUGGGCUGUGAACGACGAGAAGAUUGAUAUGAAUGUGGCGAUUUUCCCGAAACGACUGCGUUCCAGAGAUAUGGCGUGAAAACAGAGAAAAAGCCAACGUG
Molecule: messenger RNA, 933 nt
Organism: Geodia barretti
Lineage: Eukaryota; Metazoa; Porifera; Demospongiae; Tetractinellida; Geodiidae
Source: the annotation of a GenBank genome assembly